Molecule: messenger RNA, 3156 nt
Organism: Punica granatum (pomegranate)
Lineage: Eukaryota; Viridiplantae; Streptophyta; Magnoliopsida; Myrtales; Lythraceae
Source: RefSeq, a predicted model, not a curated record
UAUCACUUUCUCUCUCUUCAGCUCCUCAUCAGAGACUUCUCCACUCUGCUCUCUGCCCCUCUCUCUCUCUCUCUCUCUCUCUACUAUCUCUCUCUUCCAAAAAGCUCGAUACAUUACCCUUAGGAGCUCUUUUUGUCCAAAAAAAUCCGAUCUUUUCCUUUUCUUUGCCAUUUUUAUUUUCUUAGUUUUCUUUGUUCCUACUCAUUCCCUGAUUUCUCGCCAUCGUCUCAGGGCCAACCACCCCACCCCCCCAAGUAAAAGCCCACCACACAGGCUCAGCAGCAGAGACCAGCAGGCAGGCAUGCCCUUUUUCCCUCUGCAUUCCUCUCCCCCCUUUGAUUUCUGCAACCCAAUUUUACCCUUUUCCUCACUACUGGGUUAUACUAGUACUUUCUUGACAGCAUUUCCCGUACGGCCUGCGAAUGAUCUUUCUCGAACUCUGAUCGUGGUGUCGUGCCGAUGAUGCAGGGGUUCUAGGUUGAAGCCGGAAAGUUUCGUUUCUGCUGAGGUUGUCUUUGAAGGAAAUCCACUGAAGGGCUUCAGUGCUUCAGUCUCCAUUUCGGGUUCUUGAUGCUAAAGAAGGUCUUCCGGUACCGUUCUAUCUUAUAAUUGCGGAUUCAAUCAGUUCGGUGGAGUUUGAGUACAAGAAAGUUGCUGCCAUGGCGGAAAGGAAGCUGAAUUUUAAUACUCCACUUAUGUCCGUGAGGCGAUUCUCAACAAUGGGAUCUUCAACUUCGGAGAAGUUAUUAGAUAGACGCCAUACCCUCCCUUCUUAUAAUUUUGAUUCGAAUAUGGACCAAGUGACCGAGCCCGUCGCUGUUCCUUUUAUGUGGGAAAAGAUCCCUGGAAUUGCCAAGAGUCGAACAGAGCCAGAGCCUCAGCCUCUCGACCGAGGAUUUGACAAGAGAUCUGAAGAUCAAGUCCUGACUGAGCUGCUUAGAUCAUCAGAAGACUCUACUAAAGAGGGUAGGGAUGAGAUGGCGGGAAACGGGUUAGAGGAUGAUAGCGAUGACAGUGAAGUGUAUUCUGAUGCACUUGAGAGUUUGUCUUCGGCCGAGUCUGUCUCAUUCUCAUUCAAUUGCAGUGUUAGUGGCCUGAGUGGCUCGGACGGCUCAGCUCGGAAACCUCCUGGAACGUUUUCGAUGGACCCACGGACCCGAGACCUGAUGAUGAGCCGUUUCCUGCCGGCUGCUCGGGCCAUGGCUCUCGAGCCUCCUCAGUACACAUCCAGGAAGCAACAACAGCUCGCUAUAGUUCCAUACGAGCAGCCGAAGGAGGUCAAAAGAGAGCCAGUUCGAGAUGAUAGGGUGCUUCCUAAAGAGUAUGACUCUAACAUCAUUCAGAAAUAUCAGGAACAAGACAUGGGUGAAGAAGAUGAAAGCGAAGAUGAAAACAAUGAAGUUGAAGAUGAUUACAGCAGUGUACAAGCCAAAGGUUGUGGGUUGAUUCCGAAGUUGUGCCUCUUAAAUCCCAUCCCUGGCAUGAAAGUUCGGACGCAGAGAUCCUUAUCAGUCCAUUCAAAGGCUAAAAAUGCGUCCAAGGGUGGAUAUUGUCAAGCUGAAAAUGACCCUGCUGCAAAGAACGCUGAUUACAGUUGCAGAUCGGAUCGUGGAACUCUGACUCCAAGAUUGCUGGGUUCAGAGAAUCUUUCUGCAGGUGGAUCCCGUCGGUUUAAUUUCUCGGGUGAGCUACAAACUAUGAGAGGUUCAUUAUCUCCUUAUAGGCGUUCAAGGACCAAUAAUUUUCUUCCCCAGCAGAAUGUCGAAAAUGAGCACAGAUCAGAUCGUGAAGCUCUGUCUCCUAGGUUACGUGGCCUGGGGGCCAAGCCUUUUUCAGGCAGGUACCGUCAUUUUAAUUACUCAGGCGAGCUCCGAACUAUGAGAGGUUCAUUAUCUCCAUUCAUGCAUUCAAGGGCCGAUGCUUUAUCUUCCCAACAGAAUGUGGAUAAUGAGGGAAGAUCACAUGAAACUCUGACUCCUAAGUUACGGGGCCCCGGGGGCAAGCCUUUUGCUGGUGGGUCUCGUCCUUCUAAUUUGUCAGGUGAGCUCCGACCUAUGAGAGGUUCACUAUCUCCCUACAGGCAUUCAACCGAUGCUUUCUUUACCCAACAGAAGGAACGGUCUCGAUCUCCUUUGGCCGGAGUUGGGGUUUGCAGUUUUUCUAAAGAAGUAGAAAGCACCACUAGAAAUAGCUCAAGGUUUCCUCUCGAAGCUCAAAAAGAUCAGGUGUUACAAACUUCAUUUGGAGUGGAGAAGACACUGUAUGUGGAUAGCAUCAAUGUUGCAAGAAUAUCAUACUCAAAUUCAAAUUCUUCCGAUCAAGAGGUGUGGGUGGAGCCUGAAUCCGAAACUCCACUGAAGAGAACGGAAGCAAGAGAAGCUUUGUCAGAACAAUCCAUUUCUCAAGAACUGAAGUCCUCAGAAAAUUCAUAUUCAUCCGCCAACGGAGACCUGAUACUAAGCAAUUAUCAGAACUUUAAAGGAGACGAAAAAGAGGACUUAAAUUCUGAUUCUCUGCCGCCGCUUCUCAAAUCUCCAUCUGAGUCGUGGCUAUACCGUACACUGCCUUCAAUUCCUUCACGAAGUCCACUUACCCCAAAGAAGCAGAGUCCUAAGUUGUCCUCUCACGAGACCAAAUGGGAGACCAUUGUGAAAUCCUCAAACUUGCAUCACGAUCACGUUCGAUACUCCGAGGAACUGAUUACUCAUGUGACCCAGAAACCAAAAACAAAAUCAUAAGUCCUGAGGACCUGUACUAGUCGAUCAUGUAGUUAUUAGUUUGUGGUCUUGGGAUCCGAUUCGUGUGCGCACUGGCCAGAAGAAAUUGAAAGCUUCUUGCCAGUAAACGAUUUUCUGGAAGAUCUAUUAUACUUCCACACUCUUUUAUCACAAGUUGAUGCCUUUCAACAAGUAAUCUUCUAGGUUUAGUUUUGCAAGUCGAAAUUCCGACAAGAGGAAGAGCGACCACAUCGGUCGGGUACACAUUCCUUUGACAGUGCCUCGUAUUUUUUUCUUUUUCAUUUCAAAUUUUGGUUGCAUUCUUCUUCUGCAGCAUUUCAUGCCAAAUAGGCUACAUUUCAGUUGAUGAUCGAAUGGGAAGCUUCCUUGUACAUUUGGACGAUUCUGUCUGUAUAAAUUGAGUAUAUUCUGGCCUGGA